Boleophthalmus pectinirostris (great blue-spotted mudskipper) is the source of this 834-nucleotide messenger RNA. RefSeq names its product solute carrier family 25 member 26 (gene slc25a26). NCBI's taxonomy places the organism in Eukaryota, Metazoa, Chordata, Actinopteri, Gobiiformes, Gobiidae. The coding region runs from base 115 to 834 and encodes 239 amino acids. Gene Ontology annotation, biological process: transmembrane transport. The record is from RefSeq and is a predicted model, not a curated record. Gene Ontology annotation, cellular component: mitochondrial inner membrane. The transcript has 9 exons. Gene Ontology annotation, molecular function: S-adenosyl-L-methionine transmembrane transporter activity.
CAAGAUGGCUGCGCCCUUGGGAAACAUGUUUUGUUUUUAGCUCUAUGUCAAAGUGCUCCAUAGUGAGAGUGUAUGGACUGCGAGGCGGACAGGUGACCCGGCUCAGAUCGGACUAUGGAGAGACGCGAGUUCGCCGCAUCCCUGGUGGCAGGAGGUUGUGCUGGGAUGUGUGUUGACCUGACCCUGUACCCUCUGGACACCAUUAAAACUCGGCUGCAGAGUCAACAGGGCUUCUUCAGAGCUGGAGGCUUCAGGAGAAUCUAUGCAGGGGUCCCAAGUGCUGCCAUUGGCUCCUUCCCCAACGCCGCUGCGUUCUUUGUCACCUAUGAAUGUGCUAAGUCCCUGCUGGGGUCUGCUGGACUGCUAUCGGCCCCCCACAUGGCACCUGUCACUCACAUGUUUGCUGCAUCACUCGGAGAAGUUGUGGCCUGUCUGAUCCGUGUACCGGCUGAGGUGGUGAAGCAAAGGACCCAGGCCUCUCCAGGAUCUACCACCUACCACAUGCUGCUGACUACACUAAGACAAGAGGGUAUCAGAGGCCUGUACAGAGGAUAUGGGAGUACUGUUCUCAGAGAGAUCCCAUUCUCUCUGGUGCAGUUUCCUCUCUGGGAAUAUUUAAAGACGCUGUGGACGCGGAGGCAAGGUCACACGCUCUCCGCUUGGCAGUCGGCUGUGUGCGGAGCUGUUGCAGGCGCCGCAGCAGCAUUUGUUACCACUCCGCUGGACGUGGCCAAGACCCGGAUCAUGCUCGCUAAGCCCGGGUCCACCACAGCGAGCGGCAACAUCCCCCUGGUGCUCUGUGAAGUGUGGAGGAGUCGAGGCUUUUCUGGGUAA